AUGACGUUGAACCACGAGAGAGCGAUUCCAUCUAGAAGCCUCAAGAAUCAGCUAAGUGGUAGUGAGCUCAUGUGGAGGCAGCUCCCAAGAACUCGUGUGGAGGCAGCUCCCAAGUACGCAACCAGCUAUUUCUUUCCUCCGUCCAGUCAAUCCUUUAACUAUAAUGUGAACAUCAAAUACGAGUACGAUUUGAAAAGCGAAGAUGAUUCGAAUGGUUCACCAACUGGGCAACCACCCUCUUCAACGCCAUCCGAAUAUUCGUCAUCGCACGUAUCACAACCUACAGACAACAGUUUCUCUUCUUCAAAUUUUGUUCCGGCUUACUCUGGUCUUGAAAUCAGGUCUCCCAAAUUAGAAAAGGAGAGCUUUUUCAAUGGUUUCACGAAUGGUGACUGUGAUGCUGAUGAUGAUUCCGCAUGUAUGACGAAAAACUGCUCGCCAUUAGCCAACGGUCAUGGCAGUCCAGAAGGGGAAGAAGAAGACGAUGGCGAAGAACUCAAUACAAAAGACCUGGCACAAAGGAUAUCGGCCGAGCUGAAGCGAUACUCCAUCCCUCAAGCUAUUUUUGCUCAGAAAAUUCUCUGUCGGUCCCAAGGAACGUUGUCGGACUUAUUGCGCAAUCCGAAGCCAUGGUCAAAGCUGAAGAGUGGCCGGGAGACGUUUCGAAGGAUGGCCAAAUGGUUGCAGGAGCCUGAAUUCAAACGCAUGUCCGACCUUAGAAUGGCAGGUUCGUAG
This is a messenger RNA of Haemonchus placei, 735 nucleotides long. Lineage: Eukaryota; Metazoa; Nematoda; Chromadorea; Rhabditida; Trichostrongylidae. The record is from the annotation of a GenBank genome assembly.